Coregonus clupeaformis (lake whitefish) is the source of this 4726-nucleotide messenger RNA. RefSeq names its product interphotoreceptor matrix proteoglycan 1b (gene impg1b). The transcript has 16 exons. The coding region runs from base 199 to 4287 and encodes 1362 amino acids. The record is from RefSeq and is a predicted model, not a curated record. Gene Ontology annotation, biological process: visual perception. Lineage: Eukaryota; Metazoa; Chordata; Actinopteri; Salmoniformes; Salmonidae.
UUCUAACUCCAUCUGCUAAACCCUAACUGGAGCCAAGACAAUAGUGCACUUCACCUCUUUUGGAUCUAGAGCCUAGAGACUUUGUCACCAGCGACAAUAUAUUUUUCCUCAUGGACUCGAGAUAAAGGUUUUGAGUGACUUUCCUUUGGUUUCCAAAUGAAAACUUUUUGGCUCUGAAAGGACCUAAACUAGUCCAUCAUGCAUUUGAGAACGGGACUGUUCCUCACCCUAUUUCUCUUUACCCUUGCAGCCCCACGAAUCAAAGACCUACAGGUCCAAGAUUUGUCUGGAAUCCGAGAUGUCAAAUACAGACACUUCCUAGAGAGUAUAAGACCAGUCAAACACACCACCGAUGUCAAAAUGAUAAAGGACCUGGACAGGCACCGGACGAAGAGGUCGACGUUCUUCACCACAGGGGUGAAAAUAUGUCCUCAAGAGAAGAUGAAGGAGGUCAUCUCCAGCCAUCGGGCCUACUACAAACUUAGAGUUUGUCAGGAAGCGAUAUGGGAGGCUUUCCGUAUCUUCUUGGACAGGGUUCCUAACUCCGAGGAGUACAAACACUGGACCUACGCCUGCCAGCAUGGCUCUCUCUGUCUGGACGAGGUGGCCAGGAACUUCAGCAGUACCCAGGAACACAUUGACAUGGUGGCCAGAAGAGUUGCUGAACAGGAGAAGAUCCAGAAAGAAAGCAGUGAAGUACCAAGAGCUGGAGGAACUGAGAUCGAGAAAUGCUCAAAAACUCCAUCAGAACUGUUUAGCAUUCCGAAUGAAGCAGGGGACAUAACAGAGAUUCCAAACAUUGUACCAGAGGAGGCGGUUAUUGAGGAGCAGAUAGUGGAGUUCUGUGUCACCAUAGCAGACCCUGGCUACAGUGAACUUCUUCUGAGAGACCCUGCAGCUCCCCAGUACCAUGACAUCACACGCGAUCUCCACGAUACGAUGGUUCACGUUUUUGACAAACUUCCUGGGUAUAAAGAUCUUCGUGUUUUGGGAUUUCGGUUGGUUGAAUUUAGAUCUGAUGGUGUGUCAGUCCGCUAUGCUGUGGUGUUUGAGACGAGUGGAGAAGACCAUGACAAAGAAUCUAGAACCACUCAAGAACCAGGCACAGGGACAGUUGUUUACACAAACGGGCACAGACUGAAGGAUCUGGUUUCCAAGGCCUUGAGCGAGGAGACGUCCCUGCCUGUUGACAUACAAACACUCAGUUUUGAACCUGAUCCCACUUUUUCUCUACGCGAGGAGUUGGAGUCGACCACCUUGGAGACCUUGCUAGAGGAGUUUGUCGGGCACACCGAAGGUUUCUUACCAACUGUUGCUGUCGGAGAGGACUAUCUUGAGGCUUUUACAGACACACCUGAGGAACUCACUGUUGUGCCUUUAAGUGACUCAGUUACUGUUCUUCUCACUGAGGCUACCACUGCCUCCCAUGCCAUUGAAGUAACCCCCAAUACUCCCCCAGAGGGACUUAGUGAGAGUCCUCCCUCAGUAGAAGUAGAGGAGCCUCCAGUGGCGGCUACAGAGGAGAUGCUUGAGGUAGAGGAGCCUCCAGUGGAUAUUACAGAGGAGACGAUUGAGGUAGAGGGGCCUCCAGUGGAUGUUACAGAGGAGACGAUUGAGGUAGAGGAGCCUCCAGUGGAUGUUACAGAGGAGAUGAUUGAGGUAGAGGAGCCUCCAAUGGAUGUUACAGAGGAGACGAUUGAGGUAGAGGAGCCUCCAGUGGAUGUUACAGAGGAAACGAUUGAGGUAGAGGGGCCUGCAGUGGAUGUUACAGAGGAGACGAUUGAGGUAGAGGAGCCUCCAGUGGAUGUUACAGAGGAGAUGAUUGAGGUAGAGGAGCCUCCAGUGGAUGUUACAGAGGAGACGAUUGAGGUAGAGGAGCCUCCAGUGGAUGUUACAGAGGAAACGAUUGAGGUAGAGGGGCCUGCAGUGGAUGUUACAGAGAAGACGAUUGCGGUCAAGGAGCCUCCAGUGGAUGUUACAGAGGAUACGUUUAAAGUAGAGGAGCCACCAGUGGAUGUUACAGAGGAGACGAUUGAGGUAGAGGAGCCUCCAGUGGAUGUUACAGAGGAGACGAUUGAGAUAGAGGGGCCUGCAGUGGAUGUUACAGAGAAGACGAUUGCGGUCAAGGAGCCUCCAGUGGAUGUUACAGAGGAGACGUUUGAGGUAGAGGAGCAUCCAGUGGAUGUUACAGAGGAGAUGAUUGAGGUAGAGGCUACAGAGGGGAUGCUUGACAUAGAGGAACCUACAGUGGAUGUUACAGAGGAUACGUUUAAAGUAGAGGAGCCGGCAGUGGAUGUUACAGAGGAGACGUUUAAAGUAGAGGAGCCGGCAGUGGAUGUUACAGAGGAGACGUUUGAGGUAGAGGAGCCUCCAGUGGAUGUUACAGAGGAGACGAUUGAGGUAGAGGAGCCGGCAGUGGAUGUUACAGAGGAGACGUUUGAGGUAGAGGAGCCUCCAGUGGAUGUUACAGAGGAGAUGAUUGAGGUAGAGGAGCCUCCAGUGGAUGUUACAGAGGAGACGAUUGAGGUAGAGCAGCCUCUAGUGGAUGCUACAGAGCAGACGGUUGAUAUAGAGGAGACUGUGGAUACGACAGAGGCCUACCUUUGGGUUAAGCCACCAUUUACAACUCUGGCGGCCAUUACUGAACAGCCUGCCACUAAGGAGACACUUGGUCUAGAGGAGACUGUAGAUGCGACAGAGGCCUACCUUUGGGUUUGGCCACCAGUUACAAGAACGGUCGUUACAGAACAGCCUACCACCGAAAUGAUUACUCUCUUUCCCCCUGAGGAAGAUGCUGAGGAGACCCUCCCAACUGUUGAACCUAAGGAAGAUGAAGGACCCACAACUACUGAGGCAGCUUUAGAGGAGCAACCAGAUGGAGACAAUCAAAUGAUCACCACUACAGCAUCUCUAGAUGUAGAACCUGCAUCCAUCCAAACAUUCACCACUACAGCAUCUCUAGAUGUAGAACCUGCAUCCAUCCAAACAUUCACCACUACAGCAUCUCUAGAUGUAGAACCUGCAUCCAUCCAAACAUUCACCACUACAGCAUCUCUAGAUGUAGAACCUGCAUCCAUCCAAACAUUCACCACUACAGCAUCUCUGGAUGUAGAACCUGCAUCCAUCCAAACAUUCACCACUACAGCAUCUCUAGAUGUAGAACCUGCAUCCAUCCAAACAUUCACCACUGCGACACAAUCACCAAACAUGGCUUUAUUUGAGGAUGAUGUCAACCAAGCAGAGCCUGAGGAAGUCCCCUCAGCAUAUAUUCCCCCCGGACCUUCAAAAGGAGGGGACACCCCCCAAGAAGAGGAACCACUUGAGAUGGACGUGGAUAUCUCUAAUGAUGACUCGGACAUGCAGGAGGAUGUAGAUGUAGAAAAGGUAGAGGACGGUACACAAGCCGCCGAUAAGCUGGACGAGUUUGGCAGUGGAUUGGAAGGUCCAUUUGAGUCCACUGCACCGCCAGCACUCACACACAUGAACACUCCUUUAAUGGCCAGUACUGGAAAAGCCAAAGAAAUGGUGGUGUUCUUUAGUUUGCGAGUCACUAACAUGAUGUUUUCAGAGGACCUGUUCAACAAAAGCUCUCCUGAGUACAGGUCAUUGGAGAAUACCUUUCUUCAGCUGCUUCUCCCAUAUCUGCAAUCUAAUUUGACAGGAUUUAAGCAAUUAGAAAUCCUCAACUUCAGGAAUGGUAGUGUUGUGGUAAACAGCAAGAUGAAGGUAGAAAAAGAUGUGCCACAUAACCUGACACAGGCCGUGCAUUGUGUGCUCGAAGACUUCUGCAACGCUGCAUCCAAACGACUAGACAUUGAGAUUGACAGUCGCUACCUGGACAUAGAACCUGCUGACCAAGCAGAUCCCUGCAAGUUCUUGGCGUGCAAUGAGUUCUCCCAAUGUGUGGUAAACAGUUGGACCGAGGAGGCUGAGUGUUUGUGCGACCCUGGCUAUAGCACUACGGACGGCCUGCCCUGCCAGAGCAUUUGUAACCUGGAGGAAGACUACUGCUUCAACGGGGGCCUUUGUGACAUCAUCCAGGGUCAUGGAGCCACCUGCAGAUGUCCUGUAGGGAAAUACUGGCACUAUCACGGAGAGCGCUGCAAUGAGCUGGUGUCGCUGCCUGUAGACCCAACCAUUUUCAUAGCCUGCCUGGUGGGAAGCCUCACCUUGGUUUGUGCCAUCAUAGGCAUCUUGGUAUUCAUAAACAAGAAAUGUUUCGGGACCCGAAAGACUGUGACUUUGGUAUCCCCAGACAGCUCUACACAACUAGACCCGACAAGCUAGUCUCUGAAAUGGUCGAUUUCCAUCACUGUAUACCACACAACGAGACGUGGCGGCCACCAAAUGAGUACCGAACCUGUUGCCUGUUAAGGGCAUCAGAUAACGAAUGCUUUGAGGUAACUGUUCUUUGAUGGCAAAUUUCUUGGCACCAAGAGUAUUGGUUGCUUUGAACUUGAGCGGUAUACUCAAAAUAUAUCUUGUCUCUUGGAAAUUCACAUCAUGGCAGUGGACUCAUCUAGUACUGGAAUUACUGCAUACAUUACAUGGAGAAGUGUACCUAGGAUUGGAUGCAUAUUGCCAGACGGCGUGUGGAUAUUAUAUGCUGGACUAGAAGGUUGUGUUAAGGUAUACCCAUCUAUUUAUACACGGAGUAAACCAAACAUUAGCAACACCUUCCUAAUAUUGAGUUGCACCCCCCCUUUUGCCCUCAGAACAGCCUCAA